Messenger RNA from Armigeres subalbatus, 3984 nucleotides. RefSeq lists its product as uncharacterized. The record is from RefSeq and is a predicted model, not a curated record. NCBI's taxonomy places the organism in Eukaryota, Metazoa, Arthropoda, Insecta, Diptera, Culicidae. The transcript has 3 exons. Gene Ontology annotation, molecular function: nucleic acid binding; zinc ion binding. The coding region runs from base 1012 to 2580 and encodes 522 amino acids.
UGAAGGUGCAUGGUUUUGAAAAAACGAACAUCAGAUGCCUUUCGCCUUACCGAUUUCAGAAAGUUAACUGUAAGCACGCUCAAAGUGGAAGAUUCAUUAUCAAUGUUUGGCAUAUGGAUAAUUGGAUAAGGUUCUGCCGCAGGAGUGGAUGGAAGAUGUCGUGUGUCCCAUCUACAAAAAGGACGAUAAGCAGGAUUGUUGCAAAUACCGCGCAAUCACAUUUUCGAAUGCCGCCCACAAGGUACAUUCCCGAAUUUUAUGUCGUCGAUUAGCACCAAUUGCAGGAGAACCAGGCUAUACGCCAGGUAUUGCAGAAACGCCGCGAAUACAACGUGCAAACACAUUAUCGAACCCAUUUGAAAUGCGCAGAGGGUUGCCGCAAGGUGAUGGUGACAAUAUGUCCUAAACGGAUCGUAUAUGAUGGCGAUGUUUGAGGUUAUGGCCUACGAAGUUAUUUGUCAUGGCCGAAAUGCGCAACGCAUGUAUACUGUAGUGAUUCAGGGCAGGGUAACGAUACAAAUAAUCAUUUAGCAAAACAAGACUUACCACUUAUGUAUUCUGAAUUAUACAUAGUUUCUUCCGAAUAAAAUUCAACUUGUUUGGCUGACGUGUCGCAAAUUGUUUGCAUCUGUUUGCAUUAGUAUUGGUUUGGCAUCAUUAAAACGAAAGAUGACAGUUCGAUCAAAAUUUCAGACCCGUCAGCAAUAACAUAGAAAAUCAUAUGAGAUGUCAUUCUUUUCUCUUUCAUCAUUUCUCACUGUGAUCUAAAUCCUAAUGAUGAAUUGAUGACUGCGAGAAAAGUGAAUGCAAAUUUUAAAUGAAUGAGAAAAUGAACUUUCACCGGAAAUUAAAAGUUGCAAAGCAUCCAAGGAACCGGGAUAAAUCAUUCUGUGAACGACAUUUGAAAAGAAUGGUCCGUUUUUAGUUUUGCUCGGCUUCAAGAUAUUUGCCUGGCCACAUUUUCCAACCCGGUUUUAUGAAUUUGGCUGAUCAUCGAUUCAAGGAUACGACAUGGCGCACUCGGCAGGAAUGUAUGUCAGAGCACCCAAUCGUGCGAAGGAAACCAACUCCUCGAAAGAGUUAUCCAGAGAAUUGGCAGGAGAAAAAGCCAUGAAUACGGUUCUAGCUAGCGAGCUGGAACAGUCGCGUAGAGAAAUUGAGGAGCUCAAAGGAAUAAUUUACGCCAGAGAUAAUCGACACCCUUCGGAGAGUCCCAGUCUAGACUUUGAGAUCCGAAACGGAUUCAGUAGCACGGGUCGCACGGAAGCCAAUAGCAAUUUUGUUCGCAGCGUCGAUGACUCGAAGUUCUUAUCCUCGAUGACCCAUUUAUCGUUGGCUUCAAUUAACGUCCCUGAGUGUAAGGCAACGGACGGUGAGGACUUGCAUCGUCAAAUUUUUGAACAGUGGAUAGAUUUACUUAUCGACACUAUGAAGCUGGCAGGAAUCGACGAUGAAGCAACUAGGUUCACGGUAUUUAAAGUAAAAGCAGGGUCCCGUUUGCUGAGCAUUUUUCGCAAUACAAAGUCUUCUGAAGAUGCGCCUGAUGUGAACUCGCUUCCCUUUUCCAAUGCUGUACAUCGUUUAAGGACAUACUUUGGUUCAGGAUCUGACAUCAUGCUGAUGAGGCGCAGGCUAGCACUCAUGAUACAAAAGCCUGAUGAGUCAGACCUAACUUUUAUAUCAAGAGUGGGUACAAUAGCUCGUUUGUGCGAAUUCGAAGAGGAAAAAGAAUUCGAGGAAAUUGUGGCAACUGUCGCAGAGCAUGCCAGGAGUCGGGAGGUGCGCACUACUGCACUCAAAAUGCUAAGUCGCAAAGGCAGUUUCACGGAUCUGGUGGACAAAGUCCGUGAAAUAGAAGCUAUAAGACUCAAUGAAGAAUAUGUAAAGCAGAAGAUAGGCAAUCAGUCACAUGCAUUGAUUGCACCGAUUACCACUGGUACCAAUCAUGCCGAUAAUCGUCAGCAGCAAUUUCGAGGAAAACCAUACUAUCGAGGCUUUCCACUCCGGCGAGGUAAUUGGCGUGCGCCUCGAGGUAGGCAGCCAUAUUUUACGGGCGGGUCUCGGAGCAAGGAAAGCGAGAAACGUUGGCCUUAUGGUUUCGAAGGAUCCCAAGCUCAGGAAGGCGAAAGAUGUUGGCGGUGUUAUAGCGUGUUUCAUUCGGAAACCAACUGCAAGGUUAAGGACAAGUAUUGCAACAGAUGCGGAGUCAUGGGACACAUUCAGCGCGCGUGUCCGAAAGCAAAUUACAGUUCUUUGAAACGUUCAGGACAAGAACAAACAGACGCGCCACCGUACAAAAUCGCUGCUGUUGAGGAGACGAAUGCGACAAAGUCAGAAGAAGGACCGGCCACGGAUUCUGAAGCAAAACUAUCGACUAUUGAUACGCAAAUACUGUCUCAAGAAAACCCAGCUCAAGUUUCAAGAAACCCCAAUUCUGUAUUUUCAAAAAGUGUUGCUUCUUCUUCAAAAUCUUUCGAGGUGUCUCCAAUCACAAUAGAUGAUAUGUUGGAGGAGGGAGCCCUUAAUAUUGUGAGUAGAACAAAUCUAUUCUAUAAUUUAAACAUUUAUUUGGUAUUAUGAUUUAUCAGAUACAACAGCCGACUACAUGCAGAGAAUUUCCAAGUUUUGACAAACAAGUACAGGAUGAGGGUGUAAUCUUGGCACACGUCGCGGGAUUGCGCUGCCCAUUCGUGAUAGAUUCUGGAGCACAGGUUAAUACAUUUACCGCCGAGCUGUUUCGGAAGUUAAUAUCAGAUCCCACGUAUAGCAACGGGGUGUACAAUGUAGAGAGUCAGUCGGAUAGAUCGCUCAAGGCAUAUGCUUCUUCGGGAAACAUCAAAGUGAUUGCCACGUUUCAUGCUCAUUUGUUCAUAUCCGAGGAUAGACCAACACUGAUCGAGAAAUUUUAUGUCGUCCAGGAAUAUCGUGCUCUUUUGAGUCGAGCAACGGCCGCCAGAUACAGUGUUUUAAUGUUGGGUCUGAAGGUUCCAGUGCAGGUUAGAGAAAUGCCGGAUAACCGACCAAUGGUUGUGGGAGACAUUGCAGCAAUCAUCACUAGCGAAAAAUUUCCUAAAUUUGACCUACCACCAGUGAAAAUUCACUAUGACAAGUCCAAGCCUCCAUGCAGGAAUAUUUUCUUCAAUAUUCCCUUGUCCGUUAAACCAAUAGUACAAAAUCGCAUCCAGAAUUUGAUAAAGGCAGACAUUAUAGAGCCAGUGGUGGCAGGUAUGGAUACUUCAUUUUGCUCGUCAAUGCUCGUGGUUCCAAAAGGGAAGGAGGACAUUCGGUUGGUCAUAGAUCUGAGAGGCCCAAAUCGUUACAUCCACCGAACCCCUUUUGCAAUGCCUACAUUGGAGAAAAUCUUAGCUGAACUAGAUGGUGCUACCUGGUUUUCCACCAUUGACCUUUCAAACGCAUUCUUUCACAUUGAAUUGGAUAAAGAAUCGAGACACCUAACCAAUUUCUGCACCGAAUUUGGAAUGUUCCGUUGUGUACGUUUGCCGUUCGGACUGUGCAACGCGCCGGACGUAUUCCAAGAAACGCUUCAAAGAAAGAUUCUGGGCGGAUGUAAAGGAUGUAGAAAUUUUCAGGAUGACAUUCUGGUGUUCGGAUCGUCCAAAGAAGAGCAUGACGAACAUUUAGCUGCUGUUUUAGCUUGUCUGGAUAAGCAUAACGUCAAGUUGAAUGCGAGUAAAUGCGUAUUCGGCAGCCAAUUGGUAAAUUUUCUGGGUUUCGAUUUGACCCCGGAGGGCUGGAUGAUAGAAAACGAGAAAGUAACAGCAAUAAGUCAAUUCAGAACCCCUAAUAGCUGCUCUGAAGUAAAAAGUUUUCUGGGGUUAAUUACAUUCGUAGACAAGUUCAUCGUGCACCGCGCUUCUAAAACCAAACACCUGCGAGCUCUAGCAAUAUCCGACAGCUUCUAUUGGACGAAUAAUGAAGAGACAGAGUUCAAACACCUCAAGGAGACAGCAAUAUCUACAAUAA